Messenger RNA from Nematostella vectensis (starlet sea anemone), 1133 nucleotides. RefSeq names its product CUB and peptidase domain-containing protein 2. Gene Ontology annotation, biological process: proteolysis. The transcript has 7 exons. Gene Ontology annotation, molecular function: serine-type endopeptidase activity. Lineage: Eukaryota; Metazoa; Cnidaria; Anthozoa; Actiniaria; Edwardsiidae. The coding region runs from base 78 to 1055 and encodes 325 amino acids. The record is from RefSeq and is a predicted model, not a curated record.
GAGCUUGAAGUAAGAUAUAAGGACCGCUAGGCGAAUGCAUCUUCACUCUAUCACUGAGUAUACCGACGAGUGCUACGAUGAAGACUGCUUUGAUUGCCCUGCUCGCCGCCACUCUGCCCUUUCUCUGCUCCGCAGAGUGUGGCGUGAAGCCUGGUGGGAGCCGUAUUGUUGGAGGGACCGAGGCCCCCAUUAACGGGUGGCCGUGGCAGGCGAUGCUUCUUCGAUCUCCCAAUGGGGACCAGUUCUGCGGGGGCUCGCUCAUUGACCCCGGAUGGGUGCUUACGGCAGCGCACUGUCUGGUGGGAGAACAACCCGAUUCCGUCGUUGUGAGACUGGGAGCACACUACAGAUCCAACACAACAGUAGGCACCGAAAAAGACAUCAAAGUCGCCCAGAUAAUCCCCCACAAAAACUACCACUCCCCAAUUGAGAUGGCUAAUGAUAUCGCACUGCUGAAGCUAGAAAAUCCCGCCUAUUUGGGUAAUGGUACGGGUACAGUGUGCUUGGCAAAUAACAACACUCACCUCCCUGUGGAUGAAUUUGGAAAGUGUUAUAUUACUGGUUGGGGAUCACUGUCUUCGAAUGGAGCUGCUCCUGAUAGGCUGAUGCAGGCUUCCGUUCCGUUGGUUUCCAAAUCUCGCUGCGACACUGGUAAUUACACAGGAAAGAUACACGAGAGCAUGCUGUGCGCAGGCCUGGAACAAGGGGGUGUGGACUCGUGCCAAGGCGACUCGGGUGGACCGCUGGUCUGUGAGGACACAAACGGGCGCUGGCACCUGGAAGGAGUUACUAGUUGGGGCUAUGGCUGUGCUGCUCCUCGAAUGUACGGCGUCUACGCGAGCGUGCGUUACUUGCGCGACUGGAUAAACGGAGUUAUGAAGGGUACUGUAACAGCACCCACAGCCCUACCUCCAGCACACACGAAUACACCUGCAACCCCAUUUCCCGGUGGUUGUAGGGACGAAAUCCCCGACUGCUUGGCGUGGAUGCCUGAAGUGUGUUCCGAGGGUGACGACUGGUCCAGUCUCUGCAGUAAGAGCUGCAACAAAUGCUGAACUACUAACAGUCAGAUUGGAUAGCUUUUAAUUGCACACAACCAAGACAAAUAAACGAUUAAAGCAUUGAAAGAAAGA